Molecule: messenger RNA, 3327 nt
Organism: Crotalus tigris (Tiger rattlesnake)
Lineage: Eukaryota; Metazoa; Chordata; Lepidosauria; Squamata; Viperidae
Gene: SPINDOC
Product: spindlin interactor and repressor of chromatin binding
Exons: 9
Coding region: 569-1999 (476 amino acids)
Biological process (GO): negative regulation of DNA-templated transcription
Source: RefSeq, a predicted model, not a curated record
UCCCUGUUCAGGAGCAGUCUACCCGCAGCUAGGAAGCAGGCAGAAACCGGGAAGGGCUUUUUCUUGCUAUAUAUGCCAUUGCUUUGGGUUUUCUCUCUCUCUCUCUCUCUCUCUUACACACACACACUUUGCUUCCUUUGCCCACCAGGGCAAAUCUUCUCCCCUGCAAUUCCACCUCUUCCCCACCAGAUGGCAGCCUCUGCAGCCGCUCUCCUCCGCGCCGGGGCCUUGACGCCGAUUGGCCUUGCGCCAGGCAAAGGGGCGGAGAAAGAAGCGAUUGGCUGACGGACCAGGCACCGAAGAUAGAGCCAAGAAGAAAAUAGAGCAGCCCCUCUACCCCGUGACGUCAACCGGAAGUGCGCCCUUCCCCGUCUCCGCGCAGUAGGCACUCCAUCGGCUGCUAUCAUAGAGGCACGGGAGGCUAGAUCGGCACACGAUUUUUUUUCCCCCUCUCCCGCGCUAUCGCCGGAAGUUCCGGCUACCUCUCCGGGGAGGGGAAGGCCCUUCGGACAAUGGGACCAUAGAGCAGUCAGGGAGCGGGAGUGGUCCGGCCGAGGGGGGCCGCUCUAUGGGGCUGGGAGCCGCCAUGCUCUAUGAUGCGUGCGGGGGCCGCAGCCGCAGAAGCGCCGCGGAGGCCCAGCAGCUGCAAGGCCAGUCAGUGCUGAGCGGUUUCUGGAGCCAGGUCCUUCUGAUCAUCCUGUCCAGGGAGGCCUCGGUUGUAGUCGGGAUUUGGGGUGCCCACUCUGCUACCUCCAGAUCUCUCAUGGCGCUGAAGGCGGAGACCCCCUUGACGGACUACUCCGAGGUCUCCUCAGCCAUCUCCCGCUUCAAGGAGAAGGAGAAGUUGGCUGCUGAUUCCCGGAUCCUCCACCGCCCCUCAGCGAAGCAGGAUGGAGCGCUUGUAAACCCCGUGGGCAAAGGAAAACACCCAGUUUCAGAGUCCGCCGGCCGGGAAGAGCUUGGGAACUCCUGGAAACAGGAAUAUUUGGUGGCCGAGAAUCCGGACGACGGCCGGCUGGUGUGCAUGGUGUGCGGGGGCCUCUUGGCCAGGUCCGGCCCGGCGGCAGCCCGCCAACACAUCCUGCAACACCACGCCCACUCGCUGGACUUCACGCUGGAGGAGAAACACAACAUCCUGGAGGGCUGGAGCGAAGGGGCUGUCCUGCCCGAAAAAGAGUCGCCCCCUUCCUCUGCAGGCGGUCCUGGCGAGAACCAGCAGCCUGCCGAGAUCGAAGUCCUCCUUGAUUUGGAGGAACAGCCCGUGGGCCGGAAGCGCGGGCCCGUCCCAGCACACCGCGCAGAGAGUUUGCACUUAGACGCUGAAAGGCGGCUUCCCGUUCGACAGAGGCCACCAGCCAAGGAUCCGAGGGGUCAGGAGCCCAUUGAGGCUGCAGGAAAGGAGUGGCUUUCGGAAUGCGGGCUUCCCGGUUCGGCCCCUGCAGAAAUCCGGAUUUUCACCGACGGGUCCUUCCCCGCUGGAUUCACCCUGAAGCUGUACUGCCGUUCUCAGCCAGAACCUUCACCAGGCUCCGGAGCUAAGGCAAACCCAAGGAAAAAAACAGUGGAUCGUGACUGCUCCGUCUCCCUCCUGCGCCUUCACUCCAGGGACGCCGCCGGCCGCCUGCACCCAAGCCCAGACCCCCUUGCGCCCCCUUGCCCGCUAGGCAGCUCGGCCGACCGCUGCCCCAAAGACUGUGGGGCGGUUCGGGGAGCGGGCCGACGGGCGGCUCCCACCGGCAAGGAGGCCUCCACGCCCCUGGGGAAGGGCUUCAACCCCACGUGGCGCGCCCGCUUCCUGGUGGACUUUGACGCGGCCACCGGCCACCUGGUGUGCAUGGUGUGCGAGUACCCCUUGCGACGCAUCUGCCUGGCCACCGUCAAGCAACACAUCCUGCAGUGCCACGCCGAGACGCUGCAGAUGCCGCGGGAGGUCCGGCGCACCAUCCUGGAAGUCUGGGAGAAUCGGAGCCAGCCUUCCACCCAGGUCCAGAGGAAGUGAGACGGGCUGGCGGGUUCUCCCAAACCGCGAGAAAGGGUUAAAAGAGACCAAAUUCUGGACCAGGCGGGCCUAGGGGGCGGAACUUGAGGGAAGGAGGCUCCACCCCUCCUCGGAAGCCCCGCCCCAAGGCUAUACACUCACAUCUCCCUUGCUGGAGAACAGAGCGGAUUCUGAGCUGACCCUGCUGCCAUUUUUUCCAUUUUAAGACUCUGAAUUCUGCUUUUUUUAAAAAAAAAAAAUAGAAUUUUUUUUUUAAUUUGUUUUGGUUUUCAACUUUGCUUUUCAGUUCUAAGCAGAAGCAGCUCUGAUUUCUCUCUGGCCCCAGCCUGUUCCCUGCCUCUUUUUUUUCUCUCUCUCUCUCUCUCUCACCAAUAAAAUUCCUCACUGCAGCAGAGAAAAGAAACGGAGAAUGAAGCCACUGCUAAAUCAGGGAGGAGAGAUGAGAGACUUUGGCACUGCCUCCUCUUUAUUCAGGAGCAGUUUAUUUUAAAAAAAAAAGAAGAAGAAAAAAAAGAAAAACUCAGGGGGAAAUCUUUUUUUUUUUUUUUUGAGUUGCAGUUGAUGUCUGUCCCCACCCAAAAAGUUGCAGGAAGAAAUAAGACACCCUCAUUGCUAGGACUGCCAUUUUGCAGCCAGAUCUUUUCGUCGCCAGCGUUUCUGCGUUUCUGCAAUUAAUUGGACCUUGUGCUUUGGCUUCCUGAUUUAACCAGAGGAUAGAAAAUAUCAGCCUGGGCCUUCAAACCGAUUCAUAAGCCACAGGGAGCAGCAAAGUAUGUUUUAUGUUCUGCAGGCGGCUUUUUUAUUUUUAUUUUUUUUAUAAACAUCUCCUGUCUAUGUACCUUUUGAGUUCUGUGUUCCGAUCACCACUUCGCUUGUACUCCUGCAGACAAAAAAAAGGGGGGAUUUCUCUUUUGUUACCAUUCUUGAGCAGAGAAAAGUAGCCGCAUCUAAAAACUUGUGCUGUGCUAUCCCCUCUUUUUGCUUUUAUGGUUUUGCGUCUGGCCCACAAUGCUGGCUUUGAACACCCUGGCUUUGAAAACAAGCAUGUGAAGAAGCAGUAAUCUCUGUGUGUGCCUUUAUUCUCCAGGUGUCAGGCAGCAGUUCAACAGGUGCAAGCAGGAGUGCCCAGUAAGUCCUUGGUUUAGAAAAAAAAAAAAAAAGCACUCAUUUCUUUAUUGAGGAGGUGGAUGGAUGUUAAUUGCUGUAGAUGAAAGCAGGUUUAUAGAACUGAGUUGAAUCUUAAAGUAGAAGUGUCCUCUCUUAUUCCGGGAAAAGGAUCGUUAGUGCUGCUGCUAAUUAUAAUAAAACCACUUAAAAUCUUCUUUUUC